AUGGUCCUUCUAAUCAAGUACGCUCGCGCCAGUGCCCUGCUGAUGGCUGCUGUAAGCGCCACUCCACAACACCCGACAUACCCCGAGGAAGACAAGAGCUCCUCCUACGCCGUUACCUCCUACCCGGCUGUGACGGAGAGCUCCUCGACCUACUCGACCACCACCUCGACCAGCACUGAGGAGGAGUGUGAGUGCACUGAUGAGGAGACGUACCCAGCCACCAGUGUUUACCCUUCUAUCAGCACUUCGGCCUCUGUGUAUCCCAUCACGUCGAGCUAUCCCGUCAGCUCUACCAGCUCCGAGGAGGACGACUGCCCCCCUGAGGAGACUGAGUCCUACCCUGCCACCUACCCUGCCACCUCGGUCUACCCGACUGUGAGCGAGAGCUCAUCAGCCGCCUACCCCACGGUGCCAUCGCCUGGCAACGGAACUACAGGAGUCUACCCUACUGUCUCUGCAAGCUCGCCUGCCUACCCAACGAGCUCUGAUGAGUACAGUGCCACUCAGCCGCCUUACCCCUCGGGCAACACUACUACAGCUGUCUCCCCUACCACCACUAAGGGUGACGAGUACCCAACCGGUUACACCACCUCCAGCGUGACUAGCACCAUUGUGUCAACGAUUACCUCUUGCGCACCGGAAGUGACGGACUGCCCCGGAAACCCUGAGCAACCGUACGUUACCACUGUGAUCACGGAAUACCUCACCACCUGCCCAGUUUCCGAAGUGAACCCUACCACCACCCAGGGUGGCCAGUACCCGACUGGUUACACCACCUCCAGUGUAACUAGCACCAUCGUCUCGACCAUCACUUCUUGCGCUCCGGAAGUGACGGCCUGCCCCGGAAACCCUGAGCAGCCGUACGUUACCACUGUGACCACGGAAUACGUGACGACUUGCCCCGUUUCCGAAGUGACCCCGACCACCACUGCGGGCGGCGAGUACCCAACCACCACUGAGGUCGGCCAGUACCCAACUACCACUCAGGGAGGCGAGUACCCGACUGGCUACACCACCUCCAGUGUGACCAGCACCAUCGUCUCGACCAUCACGUCUUGCGCCCCAGAGGUGACAGACUGCCCCGGCAAACCCGAACAGCCGUAUGUUACCACUGUGACCACGGAAUACGUGACCACCUGCCCAAUUUCUGAAGUCUCCACCAAGGUCUACCCGAGCGCGACCGGAGGUGUCGAAUAUCCCACCACCACGGAGGGAGGUGAAUACCCGACCACGACUGAGGGCGGCGAGUACCCUACCACCACUGAGACAGGUGAAUCCCCAACGACCACCUCGGAAGUUUACCCCACCACCGCGGCCACCUCGCCUUCGGUCUCGGACACUGUCGUCACUCUCCCCACCGAGACUAUCCCCACUGAGUCAGCGUCCGUCACUUACCCUGUGACUGUCCCGUCGUCCUCAGGUACCGUCGCUACUCUUCCCACCGAGUCGGCGCCCGCCACCUACCCCGUAACUGUCCCCUCAGUCUCAGGCACCGUCGCUACCCUCCCCACUGAGUCGGGCCCCGUCUCUUACCCGGCGUCCAGCCCCUCUGCGUCGGGGACAGUCAUCACUGUUCCCACCCUGUCGACCUCUGCCUACCCGACGACUGCUGAGUCCUCGGCCGCAGCCGCCACUUCGUCGGCCCCCGCCACCACCAGCGUCGUCACUGCCGGUGCUGCCGUCGUUGGCCGAUCAGGUGCUACUGGAGCCCUUGCGCUCUUCGGCACUUUCCUCCUGGCUCUGUACUAA
This is a messenger RNA of Anthostomella pinea, 1749 nucleotides long. NCBI's taxonomy places the organism in Eukaryota, Fungi, Ascomycota, Sordariomycetes, Xylariales, Xylariaceae. The record is from the annotation of a GenBank genome assembly.